Molecule: messenger RNA, 682 nt
Organism: Drosophila albomicans
Lineage: Eukaryota; Metazoa; Arthropoda; Insecta; Diptera; Drosophilidae
Gene: Pldn
Product: biogenesis of lysosome-related organelles complex 1 subunit 6
Exons: 5
Coding region: 19-516 (165 amino acids)
Biological process (GO): intracellular transport
Cellular component (GO): extrinsic component of membrane; BLOC-1 complex; transport vesicle
Source: RefSeq, a predicted model, not a curated record
AUUUGCUUCGUUUUCGAAAUGUUGAGAAGUAGCAACCUAAAUAGUGUAAUCAAUCAACUGGAUGUUGAUCGCGCUGUCAGCAGCGUUGGAAUAGCUGAUGAGCAGGCCACAAAUAACAAUAAUGACAUCGUACAAACUGUUGCUGGUGAGAAUGAAUGCAGCCUGGCAGCUUUACAGUUAUCCUAUGGCCUACUUCAAAUUGCCGAGCCUCCGUUAGCGCGCGCUCGAGGGCAGCUCAAGGAGUUGAUCGGCAAGCAAAACAAAAUCUACAUAGACUUAUCCAAAGAAAAAUACAAACUGGAUUGCAGUGAAGUGGCAAAAUUAAAUGAAAUGAUGAACGAUGUGCGACGUUAUAAAGAGAAACUGGCGAAAAUCAAGAAGGAAAUGCAGAAUAUCUACCAGCGUACAAAAGUGUUGAAGAAACGAGCGGCAAAUGUGGCGACAUGCAAGCAGCGCGAUUAUCAGCGCAAACUUGAGAGGCAACAGCACGAGGAAUCGCUGAUCGGGAACCAUUAGCCAUUAGCUGAUUGGCUUUACGUCUAAGCACUUCAUUUAAUUCAUUAAUUACGAAAAACGAAAAAAAAAACAUUUGGGAUUUUUCCUUUGGUAACGGGAACAAAGAAAUUAAUAUCUAAGAGCUAAAUAUAAACGUAACAUUUUGUAUAGAUUUCUUACUAUAACU